CUGUGCUUCGACGGUAACUCACAGUCACAGUUGUAAUAUUGUAUUGUUGUAGAACAACAACAACAACAACAACAAGAGGGUUUUUCAGUUUCUCGUUGAAAUCGAAACAACAACAACAAAACCAUGGGCCGAAAAUUCUUCGUUGGUGGCAACUGGAAAUGCAAUGGUACCACUGAACAGGUGAAGAAGAUUGUUGGUACUUUGAACGAGGCUAAAGUCCCUGGAGAAGAUAUUGUGGAGGUUGUUGUGAGCCCUCCUUUUGUGUUCCUAUCAUUUGUAAAAGCUUUACUCCGAUCUGACUUCCAUGUUGCUGCUCAAAACUGUUGGGUUCACAAAGGUGGUGCUUAUACCGGGGAGGUUAGUGCUGAAAUGCUUGUGAAUUUGGACAUUCCAUGGGUUAUUCUCGGUCACUCUGAACGAAGAGCGCUCUUAAAAGAAUCAAGUGAGUUUGUGGCUGAUAAAGUAGCAUAUGCACUUUCACAAAAUCUGAAAGUUAUUGCUUGCAUUGGGGAGACUCUUGAACAGCGUGAAGCUGGUACAACAUUGGCUGUUGUUUCUGAGCAAACAAAAGCAAUUGCAGCUAAAAUAUCAAAUUGGGAUAAUGUUGUUUUGGCCUAUGAGCCAGUUUGGGCCAUUGGAACAGGAAAGGUUGCAACUCCUGCUCAGGCACAAGAGGUCCAUGCUGAUUUGAGGAAAUGGAUUCAUGACAACGUGAGUGCUGAAGUUGCUUCGACUGUGAGAAUUAUCUAUGGAGGUUCUGUAAAUGGAGCAAACAGCAAAGAAUUGGCAGGACAGGCUGAUGUUGAUGGAUUUUUGGUUGGCGGUGCUUCCUUGAAGCCGGAGUUCAUCGACAUCAUCAACGCCGCCACCGUGAAGAACUGAAAUUGGUAGUCAGGAACUUGUAUGCUGCCUUUCAAGCUGCUUCGGAAAUUGCUGUGUUUGAGCUUUAAUUCCUUGUUUUGUGGCUAAUGCUUUGGACUUGUGUUUAGUACUUAAUAAAUAUGAUUUCCUGUUACUUAAUCAGUUGGGAUCAGUUGGAUUUUUUGUUUAGUUUAUGAGCAAAAAUAGUAUAACUGCCAUAACAGUUGGUGGGAAAAUAAUGUUGAACGCCAGAGUUUUUGUUGAAUGUGCUUUUAUCUUCA
Molecule: messenger RNA, 1142 nt
Organism: Lotus japonicus
Lineage: Eukaryota; Viridiplantae; Streptophyta; Magnoliopsida; Fabales; Fabaceae
Product: triosephosphate isomerase, cytosolic-like
Exons: 9
Coding region: 124-882 (252 amino acids)
Biological process (GO): gluconeogenesis; glycolytic process; glyceraldehyde-3-phosphate biosynthetic process
Cellular component (GO): cytosol
Molecular function (GO): triose-phosphate isomerase activity
Source: RefSeq, a predicted model, not a curated record